AUGGUGAAUGGUAUUGUUUUUUUAUCAGAGAAGAAAACCAUCUCCUUUGCUGGCUGCUUCCUGCAGAUGUACUUCUUUAUGGCCUUGGCCACAAUUGAAUGCAUCCUUUUUGGGUUAAUGGCCUGUAACCGCUAUGUGGCCAUAUGCAACCCUCUCCUCUACUCCUUGAUCAUGUCCAGGACGGUCUGCCUGAAAAUGGCCACAGGGGCUUUUACAGCCGGUCUGUUGAACUCCAUGGUAAACACAAGUUAUGUGAGCAGCUUACCAUUCUGCUGUUCCAGCACCAUCCAUCACUUCUUCUGUGACACUCCUCCAAUUUUUAAGCUCUCCUGUCCUGACACACGCCUGCAUGAAAGCAUCUUGUCCACAUUUGCUGGUGUGAAUAUGGUUGGGACUCUGCUGGUGACCCUCACCUCCUACUGCUACAUUCUCUUCUCCAUCUUCCGCGUGCACGCAGGGGCGGGGAGGCGCAAAGCGUUCUCCACAUGUGCGUCUCACCUGACAGCCGUCAUCCUCUUCUAUUCCACCUCCGCCUACACUUAUCUCAGACCUUCCUCAAGCUACUCCCUCACUCAGGACAAAGUGGCUUCCGUGUUCUACACUGUGGUGAUCCCCAUGUUGAAUCCUCUGAUCUACGGCCUCCGGAACAGUGAAGUGAAGAAGGCUUUAUGGAAUAUGAUUACUAGGAAAAUAGACCCUUCACUUCUGGGAUUGUUUGGUGAAUUUUCUGCAUUAAAUAGAGUACACUGA
Odocoileus virginianus texanus is the source of this 750-nucleotide messenger RNA. Its product is annotated as olfactory receptor 5F1-like. Gene Ontology annotation, biological process: G protein-coupled receptor signaling pathway. The record is from RefSeq and is a predicted model, not a curated record. Gene Ontology annotation, cellular component: membrane. Gene Ontology annotation, molecular function: olfactory receptor activity; odorant binding. Lineage: Eukaryota; Metazoa; Chordata; Mammalia; Artiodactyla; Cervidae.